This is a messenger RNA of Phalaenopsis equestris, 994 nucleotides long. RefSeq names its product beta-carotene isomerase D27, chloroplastic-like. NCBI's taxonomy places the organism in Eukaryota, Viridiplantae, Streptophyta, Magnoliopsida, Asparagales, Orchidaceae. The record is from RefSeq and is a predicted model, not a curated record. Gene Ontology annotation, molecular function: iron ion binding. The transcript has 7 exons. Bases 1 to 861 code for a protein of 286 amino acids.
AUGAAAAUAUAUCCUCUUCAUCUUCAUCAUAAAUCAACCGGCUUCCUCCCUCGCCCACCAAUCCGGCGCCGAACACGCCUCCCGAAGCCUCGGCCACCACCACCACGACAGAAUCCUUCCACGGCGGCGGCGAGAAGCUCGAACUGCCCCAAAGUUGGCGGCGGAGCAUUAGAGGCCAAACCGGCCUCGGCUUCGCCGGCAACGGAGAGGAAGGUCUAUGAGGAUAACUGGUUCGAUGGCCUUGCCAUCAACUACAUGUCAAGUUGCAUACAAGCCACUUUAGGGGUGAAGAUAAGGAAUGGGGAGAAUAGGGAAGGGUAUGAGGGGUUGGUGGAGGCAGCGACCAUGAUUUCGAGAAGGCAUGGAGCCAUGGAGCAGCAGGAGAAAGUUUUGGAAGCACUGAACAGGGCUUUACCAGAGUUUAUCUUCUCCAUGGCAAGCGGCGUUCUUUUUAAAAUCUUGCAAACUUCCUCCAUUCUGGCAACACCAUCAAAAUUUUCAAGAGAACUUUUUGCAAGAAUUACAACAAUCUUUUUCUCCUGGCUUGUCGGCACCUGCGAGGUGAGGGAGUCAGAAAUCCACCGAAAAAGGGAGAAAAACGUGGUCUACAUUCGUCACUGCAGGUUUUUGGAGGCAACAAAUUGUGUGGGGAUGUGCACUAAUCUGUGCAAGUUGCCUUCUCAGAAAUUCAUUUACAAGUCUCUUGGGAUGCCCACCACCAUGGUUCCCAACUUUGAAGACCAGAGCUGUGAAAUUGUCUUCGGGCAAACUCCACCUGCAGACGACCCAGCACUGAAGCAGCCCUGCUACCAAAAAUCAUGCAUAGCGAAGCAGACAUAUGGAGUGGAUUGUUCCAGCUGAUGAUAUCCAUCAUAAUUUAGAGUUAUCCGAACUAUACAAAAGCAUAGAGAAUAUGUCAUCCUCAGUUGGCCUAGCUCUCUGAAACUAUAUAUAGUAAACCGAAUUACAAGAACUAGUUAUAGUUUUAUAUUAA